AUGGCGCUCACCUUACCACGACCCAGUUUACAGACGUUUAACGGCGAUCCCCUAGGUUACUGCGACUUUGUGCGUGCGUUUGAACAUCUGGUAGAGCGCAAGGCAAACGACCCCAGCGCAAGACUCUACCUUUUAGUGCAGCACACUUCCGGAAGCGUGCAGGAAUUGAUGCGAAGUUGUCUGUCCAUGCAGCCAGAGGAGGGAUAUAGAGAAGCACGACGCUUGCUUAAGGAGCGAUACGGUCAGAAAUACAAGAUCGCCGCCGCGCACGUACAGAAACUCAUCAACGGGGCCCCCAUCAGAACAGAGGACGGCGAGGAGCUGCAGAGAUUCUCCAUCCAGCUGGUGAGUUGCACCAACACAUUGAAGGAAAUUGGUUACAUAGGGAAACUGGACAAUCCAGAAAACCUAAAGGAAAUCGUCGAUCGCCUGCCGUACCCACUUCGCGCGAAAUGGCGAGACGCGGUGGACCGUAUUGUGGAAAAAGAAGAAAGAGACGUGACAGUCAAGGACCUAACAGAUUUCGUGACGAUGAAGGCCAGAGCAGCCAGCCAUCCUGUGUUCGGUAAACUUGAAAGAGCGUCAGACAAAAUCACCGGCCCAGGAAAUCAACGACCACGCCGUAGUGCCAACGGUUUCGCAACGCAAGGGGGCGAGCAAACCUCGACCGAAGCCAGAGAAAAGUGGUGCCCACUGUGUAAGAUGGCCCACUGGCUGUCACGCUGCGAAAAGUUCCGGAAGCAAUCGUUGGCCGAAAGAAGACAAGUAGUCAGAAACAGCAAACUGUGCCUCAACUGUCUACUGCCAGGACAUUUUGUCAAUGCGUGUCCCAAACCCAGUUACUGCAAGGUGCCAGAAUGUGAAACAAAGCACUCGACGUUUCUGCAUCCGAGGUCCGAGAAGACGCCCGAACACGAUGCUGAUGCAACACCCAGUCAAGAGAGCGUAGCCAACCGGAACAGUACGCCAGCAGACGAAAACCCUACACAAGCCGAUAGUUUGUACGUUCGAAUGUCGACCAAACCCAACGCGCCAAGAUACGAUUCUGUGACAGCGCUGGCCAUCGUUCCUGUUCGCGUCAAGGCAUCUGGCCAUGGUGCAUCUAAGACGGUGGAAACGUAUGCAUUCUUGGAUUCGGGCUCGAAUGCAUCAUUCUGCACCGAAGCCCUGCUCGACCAACUCGACCUUCAAGGCCGCAAGAUGAGUCUGUCGCUGACGACGAUACAAGGUAAAAACUUGCUCGUGCAGUGCUCCCAGGUGAGUCUUGAAGUGUCUUCACUGGAUUCAGCAGCACAGCCCGUUAAUAUGCCAGUGGUGUAUUCACGACCAUCUCUACCAAUCUCCCGCGACGCCAUCAGUAACCAGGAAGAUGUAAACCGCUGGCCACAUCUUGAAGGAUUAUCCUUGCCAGAGAUCGACGCCAAAAUCGGCCUGCUUAUCGGAAGCGACGUCCCCGAAGCAAUACAACCAAUGGAAGUACGACAAAGUGAGAGCGGAGGACCUUUCGCGACUCGGACCAUCCUAGGAUGGGUACUCAAUGGCCCUCUUGGUAGAGGAAAGAACACGUCAGCUACGUCCAACUUUUUGCAGAGCACUGCUCGUCUUGAGCAGCAAUUCCAGGACUAUUGCAACUUGGAGUUCAACGACUCGUCCUACGAUGCCAAACAGUCAAUGUCGCAAAAUGACAAGAGAGCGCUGGCACUAACGGCACACUAA
Messenger RNA from Dendronephthya gigantea, 1716 nucleotides. RefSeq lists its product as uncharacterized. NCBI's taxonomy places the organism in Eukaryota, Metazoa, Cnidaria, Anthozoa, Malacalcyonacea, Nephtheidae. The transcript has a single exon. The record is from RefSeq and is a predicted model, not a curated record. The coding region runs from base 1 to 1716 and encodes 571 amino acids.